AUGUUGAAAUUUCGGUCACUUGGAUUCCCUCCAAUCAAAAGGAAACUCUCCAAUGUGAAACCUAUAAAAGAUUUCGAAUUGACAUGUGGCUUAGAAAUUCAUACACAACUAAGUACAACGAACAAACUUUUUUCAGGAUCUAUAAAUAAUCCCUUUGAGUCAAUAUCGAAACCAAAUGUAAAUACUAGUUACUUUGAUAUUGCUUUACCUGGUACUCAGCCGAUACUAAACUACGAAGCAGUUUUAUUUGCACUAAAGCUGGCAUUAUCAUUGAAAAGUACUGUUAAUCUCGCAUCUCAAUUCGAUAGAAAACAUUAUUUUUAUGGGGAUCAGCCUCAAGGAUAUCAAAUUACCCAACACUAUCACCCUUUCUCGAAGGGUGGUUAUUUAACGUUAUCUAAGGAGUUUGACGAAAUAAAUGAACCUUCAAAGGAAAUUAGAAUAACUCAACUACAAAUAGAGCAGGAUACUGCACGUUCUAUAUAUCAUCAAUCAUUGCAACAGAACUCAGAUGAAGAAACAUUAAUAGAUUUUAAUAGGUCCAAUGUACCACUUAUAGAACUUGUUACCGAACCAGAUUUCCAUGAUACAUUACAAGUGAAAGCGUUUAUUAAAAAAUAUCAAAAUCUUGUUAGGCAACUGAAAAUUUCAACGGGUGAUUUAGAAGCUGGUUCUAUUCGUAUUGAUGUAAACGUGUCAGUGAAUGAACAUCCUAGAGUUGAACUGAAGAAUCUUCCUAAUACCUCGUCAAUUGUUAAUGCCAUUAAUUAUGAAUAUAAGAGACAAGUGAACGUAUUGAAGAAUAAUAGUUUAAUUGCGACCCAGGCUGUCGAAACUAGAGGUUGGGAUGGAUCUAAAACGACUGUCUUAAGAUCAAAGGAAUCUACGAUGGAUUAUAGAUAUAUGGCUGAUCCUGAAUUACCUCCGAUAUCUUUGGAUGCUGAUGUAUUAUGUGAGGUUGCAAAGACACUUUUAAAAGAUGCAGAUGAAUGUAUACGAGAAUUAAUGUCAGAGCCUUACAACUUGUCAAAAAAAGAUGCCAAGAUACUGACUAUUCAGAAUGAGUUUAAUGAAUUAUACAACAAUGAAGAAUUACGAACUUAUUAUGUUGAUACUUUCAAAUUAUAUACAAACUCUAUGGAGGAUAAUAAAAACGGUGACCCUAAAAUUGUUGUGAGCUGGAUAUUACAUGAAUUGUUGGGUAAUUUAAAAAAAUUGGAAAUUUCUUUAAACCACGUUUCAAGAGACAUGUUAUCACCAGGGAAGUUGGCUGAGUUUUUAAACAUUGUUCAUAGUGGAGUGAUCUCGAAUUCCAAUGCAAAGCAAUUGCUUUUCCAUAUUUUAGAAGAGUAUAAACUGGAAGGUUGUAACAAAUCAAUUGAUACCAACUUUGUCACUUUAAUUAAAAAAUACGAUCUCGAAGUUACAAAAAAAAUUGAUUAUGCUGUUUUAGAGGAUGGAUGUAAGGAAAUUAUUAAGGACUUAAAUAACCCAAAAAUGAUUGAAAGUAUUAAAUCCGGUAAAAAGAAAAACUCAAUCAAAUACUUGGUUGGAUUAGGUAUGAGGAAAUACCAAGGUAAAAUUCAAGCACAGGAAUUGGAAACAAUGUUCAAAAAAGUAUUAGAUAUUAAAUGA
Maudiozyma barnettii is the source of this 1635-nucleotide messenger RNA. RefSeq names its product glutamyl-tRNA(Gln) amidotransferase subunit PET112 (gene PET112). NCBI's taxonomy places the organism in Eukaryota, Fungi, Ascomycota, Saccharomycetes, Saccharomycetales, Saccharomycetaceae. The transcript has a single exon. Gene Ontology annotation, biological process: glutaminyl-tRNAGln biosynthesis via transamidation; mitochondrial translation. Bases 1 to 1635 code for a protein of 544 amino acids. The record is from RefSeq and is a predicted model, not a curated record. Gene Ontology annotation, molecular function: glutaminyl-tRNA synthase (glutamine-hydrolyzing) activity.